Molecule: messenger RNA, 8691 nt
Organism: Myotis daubentonii (Daubenton's bat)
Lineage: Eukaryota; Metazoa; Chordata; Mammalia; Chiroptera; Vespertilionidae
Gene: RP1L1
Product: RP1 like 1
Biological process (GO): retina development in camera-type eye; photoreceptor cell development; intracellular signal transduction
Cellular component (GO): axoneme
Source: RefSeq, a predicted model, not a curated record
CUUUGUCUUGAACAGGAGAGAGGAAAUGACGAAUCUCUGGGCUACUCUGACUCUCUUCCUCUGAUCGAUUGCAGCUGCCUGGGGCUCCACGCCAUGAACAGCACCCCAAGGGAUGCCCAGGCCCCAAGCUACCGCGAGUGCCUCCUGCCUUCUGUGGCCCGGACCCCCUCUGUCACCCAGGUCACGCCAGCCAAGAAGAUAACUUUCCUCAAGCGAGGGGAUCCUCGGUUUUCCGGGGUUCGCCUGGCUGUACACCAACGCACUUUCAAGAGCUUGGGCACGCUGAUGGAUGAGCUCUCCCAGCGCAUGCCCCUCUCCUUUGGGGUGCGCUCCGUCACCACGCCCCGAGGCCUGCAUGGCCUCAGCGCCCUGGAGCAGCUGGAGGAUGGUGGUUGCUACCUCUGCUCCGAUAGGAAGCCGCCCAGGACCUCCACUGGGCCAGGCCGGCCGCAGGAGAGAAGUUCCUCUGCUCAGCAGUCCCAGGAUGUCAAAGACCAGUGCGAGGGGCCAGGAAUAUCCUCUUCCCGGAAAAAUCCUAAAACCCCAAGGAGGAUAAUGUUGGUUAAGAAUGGGGACCCUCGAUUCCAGCAGACAGUGGUCCUCAGUCACAGAGACACCAGGAGCCUGUCGGCUUUUCUCAGCAGAGCCACAGGCCUUCUGCACUUCCCUGUGAAGCAGGUGUACACACCCAGUGGGGAAAAGGUGGGUUCUCUGAAGGCUCUUCUGCGCAGCCCCUCGGUGCUGGUGUGUGCCGGCCAUGAGCCCUUCAGACCUCCAGAAGGUGCCAAAAGAAGUGGGACUGGAACUUUAUCGGGGCAGACAUCAAGGAAUAAAAAUGGGAGCUGGGGCCCCAAGGCCAAGCCAAGCAUGACCCACUCGAGGUCCAGGCCGGGAAGCAGGCCGCAGCGGUCUUCCUUGCUGUCGGCGAGGGCUGGUCUCGGCGACCCCCUGGUGUCCCCGUAUCACACCAGGGUGGGCCCCGCUCCUGACCGGCACCCUCAGGACAUGCCUGCCCAGCUGGGUCCGUUGGUGGCCCGUGAUGGCGUGGAGAAGAAGGUGCACUUGAACGAGGACGGCAGCCUGUCUGUGGAGAUGAAAGUCCGCUUCCACCUACUUGGCAACGACAUGCUCCUGUGGCCCAGGAGGGCCGGGAGGGCCAGUGGGCAGGGCCGUGUUUCCAGGGAGGCAGACCCCCUCCACUGUGUGUGGGAGGGCCACCCUGGGGGCUCCUCGGAGCCUGGAACACGGGGGCUGGGGACUCAAGAGGCAGGAUGCACAGAAGUCUGUGAGCGAGGCCAGUGGCAGCCAGGGUCCGGAUAUGAGAUCUGGACGAACCCGCUGUACACCGCCCAGAGAGAGGGGACGGCCUCCUGGGGGAGGUCCCGGCUGGCCCAGCACUCCCCCUGCAGGGGCCCCUGGAGCCGGGGGGUGGCCGGCAGGAAAAGAAGCAGCCAGGACAGCGGCAGCCCUGCCUCCAGUGACAGAGCCCCCGACGGCUCUGAGCCAAACUCCUGCUGCUCCAGGUCCCCAGAGGGCAGCUGCACCCUGCGCCUGGCCUCCGGGGCUGCCCCCCAGAGAGGAUCAGGGUGGGAAGCUGGUGGCACACCCCAGGCUGCUGAGGGCCUGGGUCCAGAGGGAGCAGGGCCGGGCAGCAGGGGCCACCGCUGCCUGGAACCCAGGGCCCAAGGUGCGGCAAGUGCUUUUUCUGACGCCUCAGCGAGUGCCGGGGCUCAGGAGGAGUCCAGUGAAAGGGGUGAGCGGCACCAGGGCCACACCAGCAGGACCAGGCCGGUGACUUCCCCACGGAAGGCCACCCCUGGAGUAGGACCCUGUUCCUCUACUGCGAAUCCCUCGUCUUUGAGGAACGAGGACCCACGGGCGGAGGGGAGUGAACAGGACACUGGACCCCCGCAGCCCAGGGGUGGGUCUGGGAGGAGACUGCCCCUGGCUUCUAGCCCUUUGGGCUCUGGGGACACUGCAGAAGGCUAUUCCCCGGCCUCCACCUGCGCCUCAGCCACAGGCAGGAGAAGAGAGCAGGAGAGCAGAGCCAGUGCCGUGUCCUCACCCAGCAUUUCUGGCGUUGGCCGAGGGGCCCAGAGAGGCCGCCCCAGGCAGCACCACAGCCAGAGGCACACCCACUGUCCGCUCAACUCACCUGUGUCCAGGCCAAUGCUGGGCCCCCCCAGCACAGGCAGGCUCUGCCCAGCCCACCUAGCACCACGCUUUUCUGGAAGCUCCUCUAGCGCCAGGAACCCGGCCUCCCGGGACCCAGGGCCACCCUCCUUGGCCUCCCCUAACUCCCAGGACACACGAGAGGCCAGCAGUGUCCCCGCUACUCCUGUGAGCAGUUCGGACUGUGCCUCCAAUUUCUACCCCCCAUUCUCUCCCUCUGCCGAGACCGAGUUCAGGUCACACUCACUCUCCACCACAUCCGACCCUCUCAGCUCCCCAGGAGGUGGCCUGGGAGGAAAGGCAGGGGGCGGCCCCAAGGCUUCCCGGCCCUUGAGCCUGCCAGUUGGACAGCAUGAGGGGGGCAAGCCAGGACCCCCCCGAGAGGGGUGCGGCUCACAGAUGGGCACACCCCGGGCCUGCAGGGCCCCUGGUGGUGAGAUGCAGGCCUUGCUGGCCCCCCAGCCUCAGAGCAGCCAGGAGCCCCUCUCUGAGCCCUGCUUGGUGUGCAGCGGGUACUGUCCCACUCCGCCCAGGGCAAGGCCCCCUGUCAGGAAACACCCUUUGUGCAGCAGCAACAGAGACCACAGAGACCACGGUGCUCACUGGGCGCCAGGGGCCGCCGAGCAGGGGGAGGAGCCGCUAGACGUGCAGCGCCCAGGGCCCCCCAGAUCUCAGUCAGGGGGCAGGGGGACAGCAGUCAGAGCAGUGAGAAGGGGCAGCCCCAGCCCAGGUCCCCGGCCUGGGAGAAAGCUCCAGGCACAGGUCACUAGUGGAGGGGAAGGCCUGGAAGAGCGAGAGGACAGUGGUCGUGUGACGCCGGGUGCUCUGCCCCGGGCCUCGCCAGAAGCCGUGGUCCGUGGGUGGCUGAGCAACAUCCCGGAGGAGCCCGUGCCUUUGAGCUACGAGAUGGUGGAUGACAGCAUGGAGGCGGCUGGGGACGGCCCAGAAGGCCCCACGGAAGACCCUGUUGACACACAUCCCCCAGAAGGCCUGGGGGAGCCCAUUCAGGCCAGACGACCGUCCCUGGAAGGGGCCGCCAGCGAGGAGGCAGACCCAGAGGGAGCCCUCCCGGUGACUGGUGACGCUGGUCCCCAGCCAGGAGAGGGUCCUCCUCCCAGCAGGGCUGCGGAAGCCCCCGAGGAGGCUGGAGCAGGUGAAGGGGCUGCUGGGGACUGUGGUGGGGGCCAGUGUGUGCUUCCCAGCAGGGUCUCAGUCUCCAUACAGAUCAUGAAGGCGCUGAUGGGCUCCAAGCAGGGCCGGCCCAGCAGCCUGCCCGAAGUGUCCGGCCCAGAGGGCAGGAGGCUCGGCCGCUCUGCCCGGGCCCUCAUCACCUGCCUCGCCAGGCUCCACUUCUUCAAUGAAGACCGUGGGUCUCCCACCGGCAAGGCGAGGUGCACAGACUCCUCUCGGUACCAGGAGCUCCUGAGCACCUUGCAGGCCUCGUGGCCCGGGUGUGGCCUCGGGCGGGGCGAGCCGGACUCGGGCCCCCGGGGGUGUGGCAGGAGCUGGGCUCUGUCGGGCCUCGGGCCCCACGCUGUGACUGAGGCCUUCACACCAACGUCCUCAUCCGGCGUGGAUGUCGGGAGUGGUUCUGGAGGUUCGGGGGAGGGCAGCGGACCCUGUGCCGUGGACUGUGCCCUGGUCUCUGAAAGGGGAGAGCUGCCCUCGGAAAUCCCCUACCAGAGGCCUGACUCCAGAACCACAGAGAACCCAGAAGAACCGGGAAAUCGUGAGUCGAUUGGUUCCAUGGCCUCUUCAAGUUCCCAAGUGUGGGCUGGUGCCACCAGGAGGGGUGAGGCAGGAGGAAGCUGCGGGGAGCAGGCGCGGGGCAGGGACCUGGACCAAGUAAUUGAAAACAGGAUGCAAGGAGAGGCAGUGCAGUUAGAGAAAACGCAAGAAGAAAAAGAAAGAGCAGAACCACACGGAGAGGGUGUCUGUGGAUUUCCAGAAGAGGAAAGAACCACCGGACAAGACUCAACAGGGGCUGGCUCUCAGGAUGGAGCCGGUGCCCCGGAAGAUGAGAGCGUGCAGGAAGAGGAAGCAGGAGGAGGAGAGCCUGACUCCGCUGCACUGCACCCUGCAGGGAGGAGAGAGAGGACCCUUGGCGGCCUCACUGAGAGAGACUCAAAUGCCAGUGGGAGUCAAAGCAGCCCCAAUGCUGAGCCUGGUUUGGAGACGCUGCCCAGAACAGCUGACUCAGACCCUGAGCAAACCCAGGCCAAGUCCACCCAGGGGGCUGCAGAGCAGGGCACUUCUGUGGCUCACAGAGUGUCUCCGGACCCUGACCCACUCUGGGUGUCCAGGCUGCUGAGGAAGAUGGAGAAGGCCUUCUUGGCCCACCUGGCCAGCGCCAUGGCUGAGCUCCGAGCCCGCUGGAGCCUGCAGAACAACGACCUGCUGGACCUGAUGGUGGCUGAGCUGCAGCAGGACGUGAGCCAGCGGCUCCAAGGCAGCACCGCAAAGGAGCUCGGAAAGAUCCAGAGCCGGGUGGGGAGGAAGGCCCUGGGGUCUCCCAGGGUAGCCCUCAGGUGGGAGACGUCCCUGCAGACAGAGCAGCGCAGGAGUCGCCUCCAGGGCCUGCACAACCUCUCGGCCUUCUCCGAGCAGACCCGGGCCCCGGGCGCCCCCUCCCUCUCCUUGGACGAUGUGCCAAACCUCAGUGGAGCCCUGGGGACCCGGCUGGGUGGGGAGGCCGGCGGGGAGGAGUUCUGUCCCUGCGAAACCUGUGUAAGGAAGACAGUGACUCCUGUGUCCCCGAAGGACAUGAUGGGCAUAGCCAGGGCACCCAUUAAAAAGGCCUUUGACCUGCAGCUAAUUCUGCAGAAGAAAAAAGUAGGAUGUGCUAAUGGGGAGACAACAGGGAUGGCCCCUGAGAAGACAGGGAUGGAGGUGCUUCAGAGAGACCCCUCAGGGACAGGGACUGCCCAGGGAGCUGAUGGAGGCCUGGAGCUGGGGUUAGGCCGGGGCCUUGGGGCAGAGGAGGGGCAUGAAGAUGUGGGCAGAGGUGAAGGUGCAGGAGGAGAGGAAGAGGAGGAGGCCACUCAGAAGAGAGGAGGGAACACAGAUCCCUGUGGAGGCCACCCCUCGGAGGCAGUGGGGUGGGAGGAACAGGGCGUGGGUGACAAGGGAGAGAUCAGAGAGGGGGGCUCCAGGGCGGAGCUCAGUGUGCAGAGCGAAGUCUGGGGAGGCGCUGACCGAAGUCCAGGAGGACAGAAUGACACCAGAGAGGACCAGGAUGUGGAAGGAGAGGGCCAGCCCAAGUCGGGAAGAGGAAAUCUAGGCGAGAAGGAAGGGAGUCCACAGGCUGGCCCCAGGCAGGGCCAGUCAGGUGAGGCUUCUGGACACAGCAGCCCAGACCAAGAUGGGGGGCCCACACCACCUUCUGCCUCAGGUGGAGACACCCCAGACCACAGGUCAGGCCUGAAAACAGGCCUCUUCUCAUCCAGAGCAUCAUCUCUGGGAAACUGCUCUCAGCUCUCCCAGAAGGGCUCUGAGGAGGGGUCUUCAAAUGGAGACAUGAGCACGUUUGGAGAUGAGCCCAAGGGAGUCCCGGGCUCCGAAAGAAAUGGCACAGGUGUGUCUCUGGAAAGCUCCACUUCUGCACGAGAAGGGCCCUCCUCGGGCUCUGGGACUCCAGAGCGAGGAACAGAUGAGAAUCUGACUCCAGAGCCCAGAGCAGUCCAAGGCUCUGACUUAGGAGCUGAGACGAGAGUUAAAAGUCUCCCUGGGACAGAAAUUAGGUUUGGCAACCUCACCAUGGACAGGACCCAUGGCUUUGGCCACGACGACUUAGAUUUUUAGAGAUUCAGCGGUGAGGUGCCCAUGAGUCGGCAGCUCUGCUUUUAUUCGUGUAUUGUCUACAAACCUGAGCGUGGCUCAGACCCCUGGCAAUGUACAAGGAGCGUGGGGGAAAGAUAAAGGACAUGCCAAGGGCACAGCCACACCAUGCUGUCCUGGCUUCUAAAUUCUGGAGCUUCAGCGGGCCGCUGGCCCUCCCAGGCACUGUGUGAAGGUUAUCUCAGCUCCGCCCUGUUGUUCCAGGUCAGCCUGCCCCUCCAACUGCCUGCGGAGCCCAGGGGGAUGGGACUGCUUGGCAGAGCUCCAGGAGAGUUUUUGUUUGUGUGUUUGUUUUUUGCGAGCAAGUGUUUCUCUCAUUCUUUUGUCUAUUGAUCUCCUGUUAUUUUUCUCCUUGGCCUCUCUUGGCAUUCACCUCGUUUGACUUUGAGGUGCUUUUCUCUAAGUCUUGAAUAUAUUUGGUGACUCUGCAGAUGUGCAAAAAUUCAGGGAGAAGCAGAUAAAUUCAGGGUCAUUGGACAAAGUUUGUUCUUAGUGUAAAAGACCAAGUGCAUUUCCUUUUUAAAAAAUAUUUAAAUUGAUUUGGAGGAGAGAGAGAGAGAGAGAGAGAGAGAGAGAGAGAGAGAGAGAGACAUUGAUUUGUUGUUCCACUUAUUUAUUCAUUCAAUGGUUGAUUCUUGUAUAUGCCCUGACUGGAGAUCCAACCCUCAACCUUGGUGUAUCAGGAUGGGAUCAUGCUCCAAUCAACUGAGCUAGUUGGCCAUGCUUCUUAACUUAUGUAUAUAUUUUUGGGUAAUGGAAACUGUGAAAAAGGGGAAAGAAGGAAAAGCAGUCACCUAUGAUCCCACCACUCAGAGAUAACUUGUGUUAGAGGUUUGAUUUUUUUCCUAUCAAAUGGAUUUUCUAACCAUUUGAUGGUGGAUGUCAUUCUUAUACACUUCUUUUUUUUUUUUAAACUUAACAAUGUAAGCAUGUUCCCUCUUUAUCGCCAGAUCUUUAUAAACCUACUAGAGGCCCAGUGCACGAAAUUUGUGCACUGGGAGGGGGGUGUCUCUCAGCCCAGCCUGGGCCCUCUUGCAGUCAGGAGCCCUCAGUCAGACAUCCUUAGCACUGCCGCAGAGGUGGGAGAGGCUCCCGCUCCUCAGCCAUGAGCCCGGCUUCUGGCUGAGCAGUGCUCCCCCUGUGGGAGUGCACUGACCACCAGGGGGCAGCUCCUGCAUUGAGUGUCUUCCCCCUGGGGGUCAGUGCAUGUCAUAGCAACUGGUAUUUCAGCCGUUUGGUUGAUUUGCAUAUUAGCCUUUUAUUAUAUAGGAUUUUAAAUACCUGAAUAAUACAUUAUCUAUACUGAUAAAAGGGUAAUAUGCUAAUUAGACUGGAUAGACUGGAUGUUCCAGACAAAGCUACAGUGGUGGGGGCCAAGGCAGAGGUGGUUAGGGGUGAUGAGGCCAGCAGGGGAGCAGUUAGGGGGUGAUCAGGCUGGCAGGGGAGCAUGGUUAGGGGCAAUCAGGCUGGCAGGGGAGAGUGGUUAGGGGCAAUCAGGCAGGCAGGCAGGUAAGCAGUUAAGAGCCAGCAGUCCCAGAUUGUGAGAGGGAUGUCCGACUGCUGGCAGUUGGACAUCCCCCGAGGGGUCCUGGAUUGGAAGGGAUGCAGGCCAGGCUGAGGGACCCCUCCCCCAUGCAUGAAUUUCAUGCACUGGGCCUCUAGUGAGAAUAUAAAAUACUUUACUGCAUCAUUUCACUCUUGUCAACCAUUCAGAUGGUUUCCAUAAUUUUUUAAAAAUGUUUUUUUCCCCCUGAACUGCAGAUAAUUUUUUUAGGAUAGACACCCAGGAAUGGAAUUACUGGGUCUAAGGAUAUUGACUUUUAUUGAAGGCUCUGGAUAUCUUGUCACCAAACUGUUUUUCUGAAGGCCUGUACUAACUGACAUCACUUGGCCCGACACCCUCUCACAGGUGUUUGGUCUACUCGUUAAAAUGAGAAAUCUUUUGCUAACUUCAUGGGGAAGAAGAGUAUCUCAUUUUAAUGGGGUGUUAUUUUAGCUAUAUUUUAUCAUUACUGAGAUUACAGAGUUUUCUAUGUUUUUACAAAAGCUAUUUGCAUAUAAGUUAUAUAUAUGCCUUUUGCCCAUUUUUCAACUGGAAUCCUACCUUUUUUUUUUUAACGAAUUGAUUUCUAUGUGCCCCUUAUAAUACUUUUGAAAUUCUGUUUAUCAUUUUUGAGGUUUAGAAAAAUGCCCUUUCUCUGUACCCUUCUAUAGCCAGCCUUGCCCUGGGUCCCAUCUGGGUAGGGAGCUUCGUGAUGGGGCUGAAUUUCUUUGACUCAUACAUGACCAUUUUGUAUAUUGAGACUGAUGAAAACAAGAAUAGCUGUUGUUCACUGGUUAUUUAAAUGUAAACAUUAAUAAUAAAGAUAAAUAAGUAAUCUAUAAUAAUAAAAGGGUAAUGUGCUACUUAGACUGGACAACCUUCCGGACGAUGCUGGGACUGCAGCCGUGGGAUUGAGGAAGCCGCUGUGGCUGCAAGGGAUCCAGGCAGCCGCUAUGGCUGCAAGGGCAGGAUCCAGGCUGCUGCCGUGGCUGUGAAGGCCUACUCUUGCAUGAAUUUCAUGCAUCAGGCCUCUAGUAAUAAAUAAAACAAAUAUUGGGCCUGGGCUGUGUCCUCAUGCCUGCAGCCUUCAUUCCUCUCUGCUUCUGAGUGCUGGAGAUAUUCUUAAUAAAACUUGACAU